GUGGUCAUGUUAGUUGCGAAACAAAUACGGCAGCGGUUAUUUCGUUUUGCAAGAGCUCUACCAAAACUUCAACAAAGUUGAAUGGAAGAAAAACAAGGCAUAGCAAAUCCAAGCACAGAUUACUUUAGCCUGUUUACGAGGAAUUAGAAAAAAAAAAAAAAUUAAAAACACACGAAACGAAUUUUGAAAACGAGUGAAAAGGGAAUUUUACUUUUCGGAAGCAAAGGAUAGUUUGGCUAAUUGAAAAAAGAAAAUAUUAUUUGGCCGGGAAAAAGUAUUAAAAAGCAGUGAUUUGAAAACGAAUGGCAAGGAAUGUUGCAGUGUUCCUGUAAAAGAAAGCACCAGCACUGCCAUUGGUAAUAACCCAACCACAAUUAGCACCCAGUUCAAAGUGCCAAAAACCGAAUGGGUUCGCAUUAACCCCCCAUCCAACCCCCCCACACACACACUCUUUCUCGCCUAAAUACAUUCGAGAAACCACAACUACAACUAUAAGUGAAAAAAAGAAAAAAAAAAUAAUCAAAAAAUUAUAUGUAUGUAAACAUGAUUGUAGGUCUGUGUAGGUGGAAAAAGGAAAUUCGCAGGUGUUUUACCAGUGUGUACGUAUGUGUAUUUGUUCCCGUAAAUAUAUGUAACUCAGCAGCCGCAUAUCUUUUGGCUCCAUGCAUUUGUAAUAAUAAAAAUAAUGAAAUGUGAAUAUAUGUAAGUUCGUGUGCGUUUGUGUGUGUACGUGUGCUUGUUUCUCUCAUUGUUUGUUUGUAAUAAAAUGUGCAAAUGUUAACCUGGUUUUUGGUGAAAAUAAAUUUUUGUCAUCAUCGUCCUAUAAAUUUGUACACACAUAUUCCUACAUACAAACAUACCUGGGUUUGAGUGUUAUUUAUAUAUAUAUCACAAGCAGCUACAACGUGUUUGUGUGUGUAUAUGUGUCCAUGAGGAGCGCGCGGUUUUAGGUCGGUUCGUAUCGUUUGUGUGGAAAUGUGAUGCUGGAUGUUUGGCUGGUAUUUGAACGAUGACCCGUUGUCGGUCGUGAGGUUUUUGUUUCUUUGCCGCCACAAUUACAAUCAGCAAAAUUAGAGUCCCGAAAAUAAAUUCUUAGUGGCACGACAGUGGUGGUGAUGGUAGUAUGGCAUACAACUACAGCAACAUGAAAUAUUCACAAUAAAAAAUAAACAAAAAUUUUUAAAUAAUGGUCAAGAUACAUAAAAAAAUAAUAUUCAAAUUUUAUCAAAAUUAAAGAAAACACCUAGCAAACAAAUAAUUUAAGAAAAUGCAAAAAACCCAACAAAAAAUCCUUAAAUUAAAUAAGAACCCGCGAAACCCCCAACAACGCAUCUUAAAAUUCAAUUGAAACACUUUCAAUUUGUUACUUCUGUCAUUCGUGCAACCUGAUAUCAGCAGUCUCAAACAACCUUAGCCUUAAAAGCAACCUCAACCUCAAGCAGGCAAGGCAACACCAGCAGCAUAGUGGCAGAAGUGCUCUUCUUCUUCUUCGUCGUCGCCUUAGCUUCUGAGACUCAAAUUUGCAUUGCGGAACCAUCAAAUGUCAUGAUGCUGAAUUAUGUGACAACAAAACAUGUAACGAGAACCGCAACUACUCCACCCGCCACCUGAGAGCUGAAAAAAUAAACUAAACCAAACCAGGAGGACUGGAUUAAAAUUUGUGCCACAAAAACACACACAUACACACCCAAAGUAUUGACAACAAUGCCCAACUAAUCAAAGGGUUUUACCGGUUUUGGUUAGCAAAUAUACCGCACAGCAAUCAAAACAAAAAACCCUAAAAACAAGGAAAAGCAAAGAAUAAAAUCAAACAAAAAAUCCCAAGUGAAAAAGCAAACAAAUUCAACAAUGGCUUUUAUGGUCCACAUCGCAUCACAAUAGACUGGACCACUAGCUAAAAUAAAAACAAAAAACCGAAACAAUCCCUUCUACGCCUACUCAGCCAACUCGUUCGCCCAACACAUGCACAGACACACCAACACCACCAAUGUGGAUUAUGCACUUUACAUGCCAGACUUGCUACAAUAAUAACUGUAAUCGCCUGAUAUGUCGCCAUGGCUCGCAACAAAACAAACGAAAUAAAAUCAACAGACCAAGCAGCAGCAGCAACAACAACAACAGCACUACCAGCUUCUGCAGUGGGAGUUCCACUAGCAUUGCUUGCAAACAAUGCAUUUCAUCAGCAGCCUCCCAAACACUUCUGUCGCCAACAACAACGGCAUCUGCACGGUCGUCCCCAUCAUCAGCGUCAUCAGCACCCGGAGUAUCAGCAUCGAACCAAUUGUGGGACACCAGACAACCACCAACACACAGAUCCACUAGCCACGUCACUUGCCCCAGAUGGCAUACCACAAGAUGUCCGCUAUUGUUUGGGAGACGAUAAUACCGCUCAGAGCAUAACACUCUCCUGCAAGGUGAGAAGAAAAUCCAAAACAUUCUCUCAGGCAUCCCGUUUCACACUACCCCUGUUCUCGGAGUCUCUCAAACGCUUUCGCAGCAUACCACUGGUCCAGCUGCUGUGGCUGCUCUGCUGUCUCAGCAACUUGGUGCACCGCACCAUGGCCGAGUGCCCCAGUGUGUGCGAGUGCAAAUGGAAGAGUGGCAAGGAGUCUGUUUUGUGCCUUAAUGCAAAUCUAACACAUAUCCCAGCUCCUCUGGAUGCUGGUACCCAGGCUUUGGAUCUGACGGGAAAUGAGCUGGCCACCAUACCGGAUGACACCUUUGCCGAGGUUAACCUACUCAAUCUGCAGAAAGUCUACUUGGCCAAGUGCCGGCUGCGACUCAUCGAACGCUAUGCCUUUCGGGGACUCAUCAAUCUGGUGGAGCUGGAUCUCAGCUAUAACGCCCUGGCCCACAUACCAUCCGAUGCACUGGAGAGUGUAACAGAACUGAGGGAACUGAAGCUCAACGGCAAUCCCAUACUGGUGGUGGCCAACGAUGCCUUCAGGCAGAUGAUGCAUUUGGUGCGACUGGAAUUGAGCGAUUGUCGCAUAGAAACCGUAGAGGUUAAGGCUUUUGCUGGUCUAGAAUCCAGCCUAGAAUAUCUGAAACUAGACGGCAACAAACUAUCCGAGGUGAGAUCUGGGACCAUAACCUCCCUCACCAAUUUGCAUGGCAUUUCGUUGUCACGCAACAUGUGGAAUUGUUCGUGUUCUCUGCGCCCGCUGCGAGCAUGGAUGCUAAGAGAGAACAUACCCUGCGGCAUACCGCCCGUCUGCCAAAGUCCACCACGUCUGGCCGGCAAAUCAUGGGACAAAAUUGAUUUAGACGAUUUCGCCUGUGUGCCACAGAUCAUUGCCACCGACACCACUGCCCAUGGCGUUGAGGGACGCAACGUCACCAUGAGCUGUUAUGUGGAGGGCGUACCCGAACCUUCGGUGCGUUGGAUGGUCAAGAAUCGAGUGAUUGCCAAUUUGACAGCUGCAAACGGUGACCAACCCUCCACCAGUCCCCGCACAGCGGCCGCCACACAAGGCCGCAAAACCUAUGUUGUCAAUAUGCUACGCAAUGCCUCCAAUCUGACCAUACUCACGGCGGAUAUGCAAGAUGCUGGCAUUUACACAUGUGCGGCGGAAAACAAGGCUGGCAAAGUGGAGGCAUCCGUAACACUGGCUGUGUCCAGACGUCCCCCAGAGGCCCCUCUGGGCUUCAAAGUUAUCCUGCUGUGCAUAUUCAUAGCCUUGCUCUUUGUGGCCGGUUCAUCCUUUGGGGCCAUAUGUUUUUGCUCGCUGCGACGCAAAAGGAAAAUGCGUUUGUGGAACACAGUGCCGCAGGGCCGUACGGAAAGCUAUGAAAAAAUCGAAAUGACUUCGCGUAUGGCCGGGGCCGGAGGCAUUGGCGGCUCAAACAAACCGGAUUUGGGUGGCAAAACGGGCCUACAGGAAACGGGCAAAACGGCCAACAAUACACAGGGUCAGAUUUUCCAUGACAAUGAAAAUGGCUAUCUGUGUUCGGCCACCACACCUCUGAACUGUGGCUCGGACGAUGGCGGUGAUACGGGUGGUGCCAUCGUCAAUCCAAGCGGAGGCAGUUCGAAGCGCAACGGUGAUUAUCGCAAUGUACCCACCCACUGUGAUGACGACGAUAAUGAUCAUAUGCAGCAGAGCCUGGGCAGUAGUUCGGGUGGUGGUGGUGUGGGUUGUGGUGUUGGUGCUGGUCACACGUAUCAACGCAGCAUGCUGCUAACAUCAACAACACACAAUAAUGGUACAUUAACAACCACCACCAGUACCUCAUUAACAACACCACGUUGGAAAACAAGCUCAGCGUUUCAAUCAGCAGGCGGUCCUGAUUGCCACCUUUCACAUUUGGACGCAACGCAGGCGGGUCUGAAGUCGAGCGGCAAAGAGGAUACAGACUUGCACAUACCAAGGCUCAUUGAUAUUGGAUCUUCAACGGAAACAGGGUCUGUUUCUAUUUCCGGCAAAGUGGAUGCUGCCUCACGGCAAUCCUCAACGGGUUAUAAUCAUGUGGCCAAUUGGGUAACCUCUUCGCUGAGUUCGUCGUCGGCUAAGAUGUCGUUGAACAACAAUCAUCAGCCGAGUAGCCUGGAUUACUACAGCCCCAAAGAUGAGGUGAAUUCAUCGGUAUUUUGCGGCAAAGAAACAUCAGACAACGAUUUAUUCGAUAGUAAUUAUCCGGAUCUCUUGGAUAUUGCCAAAUAUGCCGUUGCCCAAGCCACCAGUGCCAGCCAGACAAAUGGUGGCCUGUGUACUCUGCCAAGAAAACUGAAAAAUACCGGUAAAUAUUUUAAAAAUUCCUCCGAUAGCCAAAGUCCCUUGUUGGCGGACAACUCAAGUAAAUAUGGCAGCAGUACUUUGGGUGAUGCCGGCUAUUUAAAUGAAGUUGCAUUGGGUAGACGUUUUUCGGCAGAAUCCUCCUAUUCAAACUAUGGUGGACCGGUGACAUAUACCAAAGGCCAAAGAUCGAAUAGUUUUCUGAAUCUUGUACAUAGUUCGAGUAAAAAUGCUUUGGCAAAUGUGGCCGGGAACAAGGCGGCAAUAGCUAGUGCUGCGGGAGCGAGGAAAAAUCCCAGUCUGCCAUCAUCACCGGUGCAUGACUAUCAGCAGCAUCAGAGAUCGUUAAGUUCUGCCGCCACACCGUUACUAGACUUUACAACACUUGCCAGUCGAACGGGUGUUACAAAUGCCCCUGCGGGCACACCUAGUGGCAUGAGCAGCUCAAUGCACUGUGGUGCCAACACCGCCCCUGUGACAGCCUAUGAUUAUCAUGCGGCCCAGUUGGAACGUUUUCUCGAGGAAUAUCGUAAUCUGCAAGAUCAACUAUGUAAAAUGAAAGAAACCUGUGACACAAUACGCAAAAAAGAGGUUCCACUUCGGGUGGGACUUGGGCAUUCGGCCCAUGCCGCCGAUCCCGUUAUGUACAAUGCUGCCCUGGCUGCUGCUGCCAGUAGUCCCACCACCAAUCCCAAAAUAACGCUGAAAACCAAAACAACCCUGCCUGGCCAACCACCCGAUCCACCGCCAUAUUGGUUGCAUCGCAACGCCAUGCUAAAGAGACUAAAUGAACCCCAGAAUGAUAUUUUCAAAAGCUAAUGAAUAUCAGGUGUACAGUUAUCCUUACAGUUAAGUCAAUUUAGUCUAAGAUCAGAGAAAAGUUGUUGGUUUUAAUUUGAAUUUUGUUUUGGUUUUGGAAUUUUGAAUUUUUUACCAAGAGAAAAUUGAAAAAAAUUAAACACCCUUCCCUCCAUUAUAAUGUAUACACAUCCUAAAGAUAUUAUCAUUGACAUUAAAUGUAGUUUUGAGAAAACUUUUAGUUCCUCUUGCUAGAUCAAAAAAUGAAAUAAAAAACAAAAACAAACCAAAUCAAUUCCAAAAUGAAGAAAAAACGAAGAAAUAAAUAUUCACUGUCCCAAAGGGUGGUGAAUGUCAAAGCAAAACUCGCAUUCAUUUAGCUAAGCUUCACAACCAUAUAACACAUACUAUACAAACAUAUAUAGACAUACACAUACACGAACAUAUCUACAGACAGAAAGAAACAUAAACACAUAUCUGCAAAAUAUUUACAUUUAUAUCAAUUCAAAGUUAUUUACAUAAAAGUGAUCCAUAAAAGCUAAGGUGUUUCAAAACGAGUGAUGAGUCCAAAUGGUGUAUCUGGUUAGAAGAGCUUUGUUUUGGUCUUCUAAUCAAGUUCUGAUUCCAUAUUUAAAUUAGAACUCAGCAAUUUCCAGAGGUUUUUAUAAUAUUUCUUUGGAAAUAUGUUGGGAUUGCUGAAUAAAUAUCAAUUUGAGGAUUAAGAUAUCUCACAUAGUUCCAACAAAUUUCACACUAUUUUCUCAUGUUUUACAAAGAUAUCAACUACGGAGUAGAUAAAGUCCGAGUAGUAAUACUUUAAGUCUUAAAUUUUUUUAUUGCGUUACAUUGCAAAGCCCAGUUGAUGUUAAGUUUAUUGAUUCAGAUUCACAUCUAUAUCUCACUCUUUGAAAUGUCAUUAUCAAAUC
Molecule: messenger RNA, 6460 nt
Organism: Musca domestica (house fly)
Lineage: Eukaryota; Metazoa; Arthropoda; Insecta; Diptera; Muscidae
Gene: kek3
Exons: 4
Coding region: 2055-5555 (1166 amino acids)
Molecular function (GO): protein binding
Source: RefSeq, a predicted model, not a curated record